This is a messenger RNA of Adineta steineri, 1104 nucleotides long. NCBI's taxonomy places the organism in Eukaryota, Metazoa, Rotifera, Eurotatoria, Adinetida, Adinetidae. The record is from the annotation of a GenBank genome assembly.
AUGACAAUUAAAUCUGAAUCCGUAUGGAAUUAUGUUGAACCACCAUCAAUUGAUGGUCUUAUAAAAGUGACUGGUUAUUUUCUUAGUUAUUUUAUAUGUCUAUUUCUUGCAUCAAGAUUUUUACCAAGUAUUACUGCUAAAAGUCCAAAGAAAACAUAUCAAUUAACUGGUCUUCUUCUAUAUUUAAUAUUAACAGUUUUAAUUCCCAUUGGUUAUUAUACAAAUAAUCUAUCAUUACUUUUUAUCAUCAGAAAUUAUAUAUCAUUUUUUAUCGUAAUAAAUAUUUUUGCAAUUUUAUUUAGCUUAUAUCUUUUUAAAAGAUCAGAAGCUGUACGAACUGCUCCAAAUGCAAAUCGUCCAAUUGAUUAUUGGCAUGGUCGUGAAAAAGAUCCGAUGUUAUUUGGUGUUGAUUUAAAAGUUUUUUUCUAUCAACCAAGUCUUUUAGGAUUAGCAUUAGUUAAUUUAAGUUUAGCUGAAGCUCAAUUAACUUUAUAUGGUGCAUUUACACCAGGAAUGAUUUGUUAUCAAGUUUUUUGGUAUCUCUAUUUAUUAACACAUUAUAUUCGGGAAGAUUUCAUGUUAUGGACAUUUGAUAUUAUUGAAGAUCAUUUUGGCUUUAUGCUUGUUUGGGGUGAUCUUAUUUAUGUACCAUUUCUUUAUAGUAUUGCUGGAUGGUUUGUUGCUGAUAAUGUUCAACAACCUUUAUCAAUGACUUGGAUGGCUUGCACAUUAAUUCUUCAUUUUACUGGUCAUUAUAUAUUUCGUGAAUCAAAUUGGCAAAAAUUUGAUGUAAGAAAAUAUGGUUCCGAUGUUAAAAUUUGGGGAAAAAAAGUUCAACUUCUUGAAGGGCGUCUUCUCUUAUCAGGUUUUUGGGGUAUUGGUAGACAUUUAAAUUACACCGGUGAAAUUCUUUUAUAUUUAUCAAUUGCAUUAUGUUCUGGUACAAUAUCAUAUGUUCCGUACAUAUUACCUUUUUCACUUUUUAUUCUUUUAUCACAACGUGCCAGCCGUGAUGAUCAACGUUGUCGAAAGAAAUAUGGUGAUAAAACAUGGAAUCGUUAUUGUCAACAUGCAAAAUUUCGUAUGAUUCCAUUUAUUUAUUAA